Eutrema salsugineum is the source of this 710-nucleotide messenger RNA. RefSeq names its product protein LITTLE ZIPPER 3. The record is from RefSeq and is a predicted model, not a curated record. The transcript is spliced from 2 exons. NCBI's taxonomy places the organism in Eukaryota, Viridiplantae, Streptophyta, Magnoliopsida, Brassicales, Brassicaceae. Bases 242 to 448 code for a protein of 68 amino acids.
AUCUCUCCUCUCUCUCUCUUCUCGCGGCCGCCAUCUAUGCAUAAACACAACACAAUGCAUGAUUGUUGUGUCAGGAGCGUUCUCUCUCUAGCUUUUGGGGAUCUAUAUAACAGACAGUGUCUCACUUUGUUCUCUUUGUCCCUCGACCUUCCACACACACACACACAGUAGCUUCUCUCUCUCUCUCUCUUCGCUUACUCUGCCUCUCAACACUCCUUCCCAAAAGAAAGAAAGCAAGCAAAUGGAGAGGCUAAACACGAAGCUGUAUGUUGAAAACUGUUACAUAAUGAUAGAGAAUGAGAGGCUUAGGAAGAAAGCUGAGCUUCUGAAUCAAGAGAAUCAACAGCUUAUGUUUCAACUCAAGCAGAAACUCUCCAAAACUAAGAACCCUAAUGGAUCAAACAAUGGCAACAAUCACUGUUCAUCAAGCUCUGCCCCUGGACAAUGAAUCAUGAAAUGUUAGAGAGCAAAGAUCUGGACUUCGUAGAAAAAAAGACCCAACCUUUGGAUUUUUUACUAUGUUUUGUUUGGUGUAAUGUAGGAAGAUAGUAGUAGUAUCCAGUAGUUUAUAAUAUGGAAGAUUCUGUUUUAUUACAAGAAGACAGUAUCUCUCUGUUAGUCUUCUCAGUCAUAUUUUCACUUUUGUUUCUAUUUUCUAUGUUAAUUAAAGAUCUUUCUCGUGUGGGGUUGGGACUUUAGGAUAUGGUCGA